Molecule: messenger RNA, 1866 nt
Organism: Entamoeba invadens IP1
Lineage: Eukaryota; Evosea; Mastigamoebida; Endamoebidae
Exons: 1
Coding region: 1-1866 (621 amino acids)
Cellular component (GO): endoplasmic reticulum
Molecular function (GO): lipid binding
Source: RefSeq, a predicted model, not a curated record
AUGUUAUUUGCUCUCCUUGUUUUUAUAAUCUCAUUUCUUGGCAUCACAACACUCUCACUGUUCUUCUUCAUCCGCGCUCACUUCAAUAAAACUCCCCCACUUAUGUCGUCGCCACAACUCAAAAAGUUUCCCCCAUCGCCUCGUUCGAAAAAUUUGAACUUGAGCGGCGUGGACGACUGGAUCUCCGUCUUCUCAGAUCCACUCAAUUUGAAGUCGGAGUGCAUUAUCGUCUUUGGAAAAGAAGAACAACUUGGCUUCUUUAGUGUCGACAAAGAACACAUCAUCCUCCAGAUCAACACGGUGAAGUACAAAACUAAGAUCUCGACGUUACAAAUCACUAACAUCUACUUCGCACGAUCGAAAAUUAACAAAAACAACUUCAUCGAGUUAAACAGUCCGACAGAGAUCAUCCCACCAUUUUACACUGUUUUGAUUCGCUUCAGACACGGAUACCAAUUCGAAUUUUGGUUGUAUUACAUCAAAACAUUCCAACAAGGCCGUGCAAAGUACAAACAAGCCGACGACGCGUUUGUAACACUCUUUAGAGAACUUGCUCGACUCACUCCAAACAUAUCACAAGACGCUUUGCCGUGGGUGGAACUCACAAACUUCUUUUUAGCCCGAGCGUUUUAUAUUAUAACAACUUCAGACGUCUUGAAACGAAAAAUGAAGGAGAGUGUUCAAAGAAAGUUAGACGAAAUCAAGUCGAGUGUUAUACCAGAAAUUACUUGCACCGAAUUCUUCUUAGGAAUUCGACCGCCUCUUCUGAAGACUAUGGUAACGCAUAUACCUACUGGCAGUUUGGGAAGAUUUUGGUUCGACAGUGACGUCUCAUACCAGUCAGACAUUCACGCUGAAAUAUCGAUGAAAAUCAAAGUCCCAUUCACACAGACGUGCUUUCCUGUUUUCUUGUAUUUGGCUCUGCCAAGUCUGGAAGGGAAAAGUCGCGUCGAGUUUGCGGACGUUCCUUCGAAGAGUGUGUACAUCUCAUUUCACGAAACCCCCGAGAUCCACGUCGAUUACAAAUUACAAGUGGGGAGGUCAUACUUCCACCCAUCACAGACGAUAGACAACAUCAUCCACUUCGCUCUCAAUAUGAUUGUCACGAAGUUCAUGGUCCUCCCAGACAAGAUCCAAAUAGCUAUUCCACAGAUUUCGGAGGUUGUCAGACAACACGUAGUCAACACAUUUAACCCAUUUGUGGAUAAGGUAUACACUAUCCCUGACCUUGUCAUCAUCUCACCAGUCGAUAACUUAAGAAGUCAUCACCCCGACAUAUUCAGAACAGAAGAAGCGCGACUGAACAAAUCCAAAACAGAGAAGAUCAAGAGGGAGAUGAUGAAAUUCACGGAAGACGCGGCGGUCAAGUACUUCACUUUGGCGUGUAACGGGAUCUUCAAUGGGGAUCUACGGACAGAGAAAACAGUCGAGAAACAACGCAAAAUAUCACAGAAAGAGCAGGAGAAGAAGGACAAGCAGCACCAAAAGGAACUUCUGAAAGAAAAGCAAAUUGAGAAACGACACACCGUCUCCAUCCCAAUUGAGUUCAUUGAAAAAGCUAACGGUAAUACAAGUCCAACGGAAAAGCUAGAAAAACCAGAUCUUUUAAAUAAAGCAGAGACCGAAUUACUCGAAUCUUCAAAAUUGUCGACCGACAGUGGAAAAGUCAGCAGUGACACAAGUAGUGAAAGAAAACCUGAGACGCCUGUCGACAGGAUGAGGAGUUCAUCUCCCAAAGAAGAAAAGGGGACAAAAGAAGUACUUUCUGUCGAACAGAAACCACUCGAAGAGAAGAAAAAGGGGCAAUUCACUAAAUUUAAAGAAAAAAUUUUCGGGAAGAAAAAAGACGAGAAAAAGGAGGAUUAA